Molecule: messenger RNA, 2220 nt
Organism: Harpia harpyja (harpy eagle)
Lineage: Eukaryota; Metazoa; Chordata; Aves; Accipitriformes; Accipitridae
Gene: RPP40
Product: ribonuclease P/MRP subunit p40
Exons: 8
Coding region: 85-1185 (366 amino acids)
Biological process (GO): tRNA 5'-leader removal; tRNA 3'-end processing; endonucleolytic cleavage in ITS1 to separate SSU-rRNA from 5.8S rRNA and LSU-rRNA from tricistronic rRNA transcript (SSU-rRNA, 5.8S rRNA, LSU-rRNA)
Cellular component (GO): multimeric ribonuclease P complex; ribonuclease MRP complex
Molecular function (GO): ribonuclease MRP activity; ribonuclease P activity
Source: RefSeq, a predicted model, not a curated record
UUUCCCGGGCGGCGGGUGACGUGAGCGGGGCCCCGCUCCCCCAUUGGCGGCGCUGCCCGGCGGCGCGCGGAGCUCGGCGCGGGGAUGUCGGUGCUGCAGCCGUUGCGGCGCCUCCGGCAGGCGCCGCGGCACCUGCUGGUCUGCGAGAGGGGCCACGCGCGGGACGCGCGCUCGCGGCACGCGGCGCGGGUGCGGGACCACGCCUACAACUGCCGCGUGUCCUUUUUGAUCCCUGAAUGUGGCGUACUACCUGAAGUGCUGAAAAGUACUAUUGCAGAUGUUGGACAGUACUACCUGGUGAGAAAUUUAUCGGUUCAUGAAUUGGUCGCUCAUGAAUUCAUCGAUGCUUUUGUGAAGAAAGGUUCAUGCUAUGCACUUACCUAUAACACAAAAAUUGAUCAAGAUAAUACUGCAGCUCUGCUACCAAACGGAAAACUAAUUCUAUCAGUGGAUAAGGAUACUUACGAGGAACUUGGACUGCAAGGUCGCCCUUCUCAGUAUUCGGGCAAAAAAGUAAUGAGAUAUAUUGUAACUGUUGACUUGACUGAUUCUGGCUUUCACCCUGAUAGCAAGAAACAUAACAGAGUGCUUUGGGCCUUGAAAGAAAAGAAACCUUUAGAAUUUGACUUCCUACUGGCUUGGUAUAAUCCAGGUGCAGAGGGAUCAAUGUUGAUGUCAUACUUUUCAAAAAACCAAAUACAGGCCCUGAAGCCAAAAAUAACUUUCAGCACACUAAGGGACUUGGAGUGUCCUGUGUUGCAAAGUAACGAACUACAAGGAAAGACAGAUGAGUCCUGCAGUACAGAGGAGCUGUUUGAGUGGCUAGGUGCUGUCUUGAAUCAAGUUAGCUUAAACAACAAAUCGUCUAGCUUCUUAUCAACCUAUUGCUGUCCUCAGCCCAACACAAUGGUGGAAAAAGCUUUUUUGUGCACAAUCACAGGCUUUAUAAUUCCUGAGAAGAUAAUUCAGUUAUUGGAGCAGCUGUGUUGCUAUUUUGGUGAACCAAAACUGGCAUAUUGGCUGACCUUAACUGUGCAUGGCUUUGCAGACAGCCCUGUUUCCUGGAGAGAAAGUGAACAUGGUUUCCACAAGGGAGGAGAGAACUUGUACAACUUUGUCAUUUUCAGAAACCUGGACUACUGGCUUCAGAUGGCUGUAGGAACUAAUGAUGAUUGUCCUCCAUAAAGCUACGUCUACAGAAGAAGUUUUCUAAUAGUCCCAUGUUACUGUAUAGAAACCUAAUAAGAUAGUUUUUAUAAAAGUUAUUAGGUAACAAGUUAAGUACUAAGAGGCUGUAUAUGGUUUUCCAUUAUUUAUAGCCCUUAAAGGAUGACCUGCAAUCGAAGGAAUGGAUUUUUGUUUCUUCACUGUCAUACAGUGCCUUCUGAAAGACUUCACAAUUCUAGCUUUAAGAAAAAAGAUACGUUUUUGAGCGUUUUAAGUUCUCAGGAAUUGACUGUAGGUGGUUUUCCUUUUAUCCAGGAAUGAUUUUGGAAUUUGAAAGUUAGUUUUACAGAUUACUAGCUAAAACAUUUGGGAGGAAAGCACAUUUUGGGAUUUAGUGUUUUCUUUCUUUACGUUAAAGAUCUAUAAAACCUUCAAAUUCAUGUUUAAGACAUUUCAGCCUACAUGCUGGCAAAUAAAUAAAAAAAGGGGGAGAUGUGUUCUCCAUAAUUUGGUAGGGAGGAGGAGAGGAAAGCUGAGGAGAAGGAGGUAUGUGACAGUGGGAGGAGCACCCAUUAAACAUGGAAAAAGUGAAGACUUACUGACCUGCUUUUUGGAUUUUGCAGAUCACCGUUGGUUAUCAGAAAGAAGUUGAUUUUUAAGUGAUGCAAAAGGCUACUGCUUGCUUUCUUAAUUAACCUCCACACACUCACACCCCCACCCCCACCAAAUCUCUACUUUUAAAAGUAGCUUGUGAUUCUUGCUUACAGGACAACUCAUGGAGCUAAGAUUUCACUGUCAUGUUAUUGCAGACACAUUUCUGGGAAGGAUGCUAUGGACAUACCCUCAAACAAUGCAGUUGAAGUGAAACGGGUUCUGUUGACAAUAAGCAGUAAUGCUGAGAGCAUUAAAGCAGGCAGCUUUAAAGAAUCCAGGUUAACUCCUGUUGAAAUCCAUGAAAGGUUGGAUGGUGGGUUGGGGGGAGCGAAUGGGCGUUAUUUGGGUUUUGUUUUAUGGAGUGGGUAUGUGUCAUUAAAGUACCAAUGCAGUGCUGAA